Messenger RNA from Vitis riparia (riverbank grape), 1308 nucleotides. Its product is annotated as transcription factor MYB36-like. The record is from RefSeq and is a predicted model, not a curated record. Lineage: Eukaryota; Viridiplantae; Streptophyta; Magnoliopsida; Vitales; Vitaceae. Bases 188 to 1045 code for a protein of 285 amino acids. The transcript has 3 exons.
GUGAAAUUAUAUAUGACGACUCCAAUUAAAAUAAAGGGUCAGACGAAGUCAAGCUUUUCAAUUAAGUCCUCCCCUAUAUCCAUCUUUAAAAGGAUCACACAUGGAUGCCUACUGUUGAUUGAUUCACGUCCCUUGUUCAACUCUUGAAGUUUGUUGUUUGUUGUAAGUUUCAAUUCAGUUUGUGGACAUGGGUAGAGCUCCUUGUUGUGACAAGGCUAAUGUCAAGAGGGGACCAUGGUCUCCUGAAGAGGACAACAUUCUCAGGGCCUUUGUUGAGGCCCAUGGCACUGGUGGUAACUGGAUUGCUCUUCCUCGUAAAGCAGGGCUUAAGCGCUGCGGCAAGAGUUGCAGGCUGAGAUGGCUCAAUUAUCUCAGGCCAGACAUCAAGCAUGGAGGCUUUACUGAGGACGAAGACAACAUUAUCAUCACUCUCUACAACAACAUAGGAAGCAGGUGGUCAGUCAUAGCCUCACACCUGCCCCGGAGAACAGACAAUGAUGUGAAGAACUACUGGAACACCAAAUUGAAGAAGAAGCUCUCAGGAAAAGCUGACCUUAAGAAAGGCAGCAACAACAAUGGCAAUGCAACUUCUAACAGCAUCAUUCAUCUCAGCUCAGUACAGUUCCCGGGUUCCAUCCCUAAAGUUGAGGACUAUGAUUAUGGAAUUUCAGCUGGUUUCGGUACACAUUCGAGCCCGGUGUCAUACCAAACAGGCGUGAGUUACCAGCAAGAUUUUCAUUCACAGGGUCUGGUUUCAAAUCCAGCUGUUCAAUUCCCUCUCCCAGGGCGGAUGGAAGUUUCUGAAUUCAACACAAGUGGAAACACCAGCUACAGCAUUUCAUCAUCUCAGGAAGUUUCAAGCCUUUCAGCUGCCUCAUCUUCUCUGGCUCUAGACAACACCACUCAUGCCUCCUGGUCCAGCUACAAUGGAGUUAGAGUUCAAGAGGAUGAGUUCCUUAUUGACUUUGGAUCCCCUUAUGAACUCCUCAGUGGCUUUGGUUUUCAAGAACAAGCCCAUGAAGCUGGUCUGGUCAAUCAAAUUUAGGGAACCAUCCAGUCUAUCCCUAUACCAGUUUGCAAGCUAACACUUGAUCGGCUGACAGUACUUAGGCACAAGUUUAAUCACCAUAGUAUUACAAACUAAUACUGCAAAGAAAAAUCAGACAAGAAGGGAAUGUUUUACUAGUCUUUGGCUUUGUAAGUUGUGGAAUCAUGAAAUUUAGUAUAUAUUUUUAGUUGUAUCCUGUAAUAUCAAGGUUGUUUUGCUUAGCAAAUCCCAGAAUAUAUAUGACAUCACCUUAUAUGAUA